UUGGGAACAAUGGCACACGAACUCGCUCAUGCUCUCGGUUUGUUUCACGUUCAAUCAAGGUAUGAUCGCGACCGCUAUGUUCUUAUCAACAUGGGAAACCCUAGUCUGCUGAAAAGCGACUUCAAUAAAGAGACAACGGUGACAAGCACACAUUAUGAUAUACCCUAUGACUAUGGUAGUGUAAUGCAUUAUUCAUCCACUGCCUUCGCCAUCUCUAAUACGCAACCUUCGAUCGUUCCAAUGGAUAAGGAUUAUAUGGAUACCAUGGGAUCACCUUUCGUAUCAUUUUACGACGUACUAUUGAUGAAUAAGCACUAUGGCUGCCUUGCUACAACAAAAGCGGAAACAUUGGAGAUGAGUCUUGGAAGCAAGGGCAUUGCUGCCUUGGCUGUACAUGAGAAGUGCCAUUUCUGGAUAACGCCGCAAGGAAAAGGAAGAAGGAUCCAAGUUAAACUCAAUGAUGUUUACUCACAAUGGGUUGGUGAUGGUUGCACUGCAGGAGGAGUGGAAAUCAAACCGCAAGUGGAUCAGCGUUUAACGGGAUAUAGGUACUGCAGAUUUUCGAGCAUAGGCAAAGCUUUCGUAUCAACAAAUGAGGCAGUUCCUGUCGUAAUCUACCGUGAUCGAGGACUGGUGCAAGUUGCAAUAGUGUAUCAAAUGAUUUAA
Cylicostephanus goldi is the source of this 666-nucleotide messenger RNA. The record is from the annotation of a GenBank genome assembly. NCBI's taxonomy places the organism in Eukaryota, Metazoa, Nematoda, Chromadorea, Rhabditida, Strongylidae.